Molecule: messenger RNA, 2951 nt
Organism: Anolis carolinensis (green anole)
Lineage: Eukaryota; Metazoa; Chordata; Lepidosauria; Squamata; Anolidae
Product: androgen-induced gene 1 protein
Exons: 6
Coding region: 54-809 (251 amino acids)
Cellular component (GO): endomembrane system; membrane
Source: RefSeq, a predicted model, not a curated record
CACACGCCAAAGAUGGCGGCGGGCGGCUGAGCGCCCAUGCCUCCCCGCGGCGCAUGCGCUGCCACUGCCGCCCUUCUCGUCCUCCAUCCCAAUGCGCCGCCAUGGUGUUGGGGGCCCGGGGUCAGCGGGCCGCGGCGCUGCUGCACUUCCUCUGCUUGCUGUGGGCGACGUUCGCCCUGACCCAGAACCUCGGCGUGCCCAAGUCGGUCCGCAAGACGCAGGACACCACCUACGGCGGACACUGGAAGCACCUGACCUUCCUCAACCAGGUCCUGCAGACCGUAUUGUAUAUACUGUGUACCAUAAUUGAUACUGUAGCUCUGUGGAUCCCUUCGAAAGAGAGGACUGUGUCAGGCACACUGGUGCCUAGAAGAGAUUUCAUCUUCUCAGCAUUUGUAUUCCCUAUUGGCUUAUUUGUAGCUGUUGCUUUCUGGGGCCUUUAUGCAUAUGACAGAGAACUCGUAUACCCUAAAGAGCUUGAUGAUAUUAAUCCAAGUUGGCUUAAUCACUCUAUGCAUACUACCAUUCUGCCGCUGCUUUUCAUAGAGCUGGUUAUAUGUCCUCACAAGUAUCCCAAUAGGAUUAAAGGAAUUUUUGGUCUUGGCUUCUUUGCAGUUACAUACCUUGCCUGGAUAUUAUGGGUUCACUAUAAAUCUGGGAUUUGGGCGUAUCCAAUUCUAGGAGUACUCAGUCCACUUGGGAUGGUAAUAUUUUUUUUUGUCGCUUUCACUAUCAUGGUAACCUUCUACCUCCUUGGGGAGCAACUAACAAAACAGCUGUGGGCAAGAUGUAAGAAGAAGUGUGCAUAGAGAAGAACCUGGAAAAAGUAUAAGAUCAUUAAAAGUUAAAGCUGACUUAUGGGAGAGAACAUUAAUCAAGAUAAACAUGUUAACCAUACCUGGUUCACAAGUAUUCAGAAAAUGGCAUUUUCCUCAGUAUGAUAUGUGAUAGUAAACAGACAAAAAAACAGAAAGAAGAAAACAGAAGAAAAUCAGAAUAAUUGCACUUCUAUUACGUUUUCUGCUUUUAUAUAUAGAAACUCAGGAUAUACAAUAUGAACAGAUUGUGUGCACAUAGGGUUAUUUUCUCACAUGGCAAUAGAAUACCCUAUUUAUUGGAGUAAGAUACAUCCAAAUAUAAAUAUGAAUAUAAGCAUUUCACAUGUAUUUAUGCACCUAUCACUUUUCUUAAAAGAUUAUUUAAAUUCUUCAGGCAAUACAUGUUUGGGGACAAAGUGCAAUGUCUUUCCUCCUAGCAGCCAUGUGCCACUAGGAGAAAACUGUUUUAUGCGAAAUAUGUUUUCUAAAAUAGUAUGCAGUUCAAGGUAUAAUUGGGAAGAGCUCAUGCUGCUUGAUUCUUUUGUCUCUACACUAGAUUUCAGCACAUAGAAGAGUUUUUCAUUGGCCGUUAUACAAUUGUCAAAUUCUGCCUGGAAGUUCAUCAAAUAUUCUUUUCAUAAGUCAAUGUACAGGUUGUGGAUAACUUAUUCAAAAUGUUUGUGAAUAGAAGUGUUUUGAUUUUGGAUUUAUUUAUUAUUAUUUUGAAGCCUGUAUUUACCUACAUGAACAUAAUGAAAUAUCUUGAAAUGAGAUACAACUCUAAAUACAACAUUUAGGUAUGUUUCAGAUAUGUCUUAUAUCCAUAGCAUGAAGGUAAUUUUAUAUGCAAUAUUUUUUAUAAUGGUUUGCAUGAAACAAAACUUGCAUCAAAAACCUAAGGAGUCACUAUCUCAGGGCCCAUCCAGAUAGUCCCAAAAUGCAAGAUUUUUACUGGAGAUGUCCAAACAACUCCUCCAGUAAAAAUUGAUUAAUUUGGAACAAGCCAAGGUUUCCUGACUUGAUCCAAAUUAAUUAAAUACCUUAUUAGAUCCAGGCCUUCCUGAAAGACUGGGUCUAAUAAAGUAUUGAGCCUGUGGGGACUGACUUCUGGGAUCAUGUUCCAUGACGCUGGGGGGUGGGGGUCUGUUUCAACUGCCAUCUUGCACCUUUUGAGCUCUUGGAGCCCAAUGGUAGCGGGAAGGCGUCCACCCCCAGCUCCCCAUUUCCCACUAAAACUUACUAAAAUGGUCCCUGGUCACCAUAAAUCCUCUAUUUGCGUCUUCCUGAUGCGAGAGGAGUUGGGAGCUAAGAGGGAUUUUCCUCCUUGCCCUUCCUAUCUCCUCAGCUGUCAUUUUCUCAUGCCAGGUGGACAUGAGAAGAGGAUUUAUGGUGGCCAGAAACUUUUUAGUAAGUUUUAGUGGUAGAUGGGUAGCUUCAAGCCAUCCAAUUUCAAAAGCCUGGGGGUUUGGGUGUAUAAGUGGAGACAAGAACCCACACCGAAGCAGAUUACUUAAACCCGCUUCGGCACGGGUUUUAGGGCUAUGCAAAAGCACCCUCUGUCACCCUUGUGGAAAAUGUUGGGAGUAUUUGAAUGUUAGAGUUCCAGGUAAAGGAUGCUCAACUUACUUCACUAUUUCAUUUGGAAUAACAUGGUUAAAAUAAAUAUGGUUCUGUCAGGUGGUGAGUAGGAUAAAGCAAGUGGGUGGGAACAAUGAUGUGCACUGUACUUUUUACAUGUGUUUUGUGAGCUCACAGACAAGACAAUAUACAAAUAACUUGUCUUAACACAGGGAGCACUCCUAAAUGUUCCCAAACAUGCAUCAGUUUAAGUCAGACAAGAAUGUAUUUCUGUUUAUUUCAAUAAAUACAGUUUAUAUUUAUUUUAUCAGGUUGCUUUGAUAUAAUAAUCUAUUACAUAGCAUAUCAUGUUUUUGAUUAAGGUUAUGCAUUGUUUCCCUCAAAACUAACCUAGAACAAAAUUUGAGACUUCAAAUUUCAGCAAAUACUGGAUUCUUCACUGCUGACAUCUUUGGAAUUAAGCUGUUAAUGAACCAGUUCUUUAGGGGGUUUCUCUGUUUUUUCAAUUCACAGUAAUAAAGAGCAUUGUGCAAUAUUUCACUUUAUUUCAAAACA